AUGGAUUUUGAGGAAGAUGAAGCCUUCUAUCAACACCCAAAACAAAGCAAACCCAUUAACCAUUCUCAACUUCCAUCAACUUCAAUUCAAGAUUCAAUCUUGAAAAUCCCUAUUCUGCCCGUAUCUGCUAAUAACAAAGAUCACACACACCACAGGCUUGUGUUGAGUGGUGUUGACGCCUUUUACAAUCUUAAGGAUUGUUCUCUUAGAUCUUUACUUAGUAGUGACUCUGUGACUGAGGCAUUUGACUUGGAUUAUCCCAUGAAAAACCCUACCCCCAAGAAAAUAAAGUUCAAGAAAUUGUUUGAUGCUAGACCUAUCGGUACACCUGUUUGUUCUAAAUAUGGUUUUGGAUAUGAUGAGUCCCAUCAUGAUUAUAAGGUAGUAUUAGUUAUGUUUUAUGAUUGCACAUAUGUAAGUUUGGAUCCUGUUAAGGUCAAAAUAUAUAGUCUAAAGAGUGAUUACUGGAGAACUGUUGUUGGGGAUUUUCAAGGUGGAAUGCGAUCCACUCAGGCGGGUAAGUUUGCAAAUGGGAAGCUUCAUUGGGCUACGAAUGAUGAUGACUGGAACAUCAUUUCUAUUGAUUUGGCUGAUGAGAAAUGGGGCAAGGUUGAGCAGUCCUGCUAUGGAGAAGGAUAUAGUCUUUUGCAUCUGGCAGUGUUGAGAAGUGAUCUUUCUGUCUGUUGUAAUUAUAUGAGUAGUCACACAGAUGUGUGGGUUAUGAAAGAGUAUGGGGUUAAAGAGUCUUGGAUAAAAAUGUAUACCAUCAAAUAUCUUAGUGAUCUUGAGAAUCCUUAUUUUUCUCGUUUGCUUCCUCCAACUCUUUGCAUGUCAAAAAAAGGUGAAAUAUUGCUUGUUAUUGGAUCAACUCUCAUGAUACACAAUCCAGAGGAUGAAUCGACCAGAUAUACAAAGGUUGCUGAGUAUCUUGAGAUUGAUUUUGAACUACAAGCAGAUCUUCCCUCUGCUACUUAUAUGUUGAUGCUAGUGAUGAUUUGUUCAACUUGUAAUGAAUAUCCAGUGAUACAUGGUGAAGUUACUUGA
Lycium ferocissimum is the source of this 1044-nucleotide messenger RNA. Its product is annotated as F-box/kelch-repeat protein At3g23880-like. Lineage: Eukaryota; Viridiplantae; Streptophyta; Magnoliopsida; Solanales; Solanaceae. The coding region runs from base 1 to 1044 and encodes 347 amino acids. The record is from RefSeq and is a predicted model, not a curated record. The transcript has 3 exons.